AUGCCCUCCAACAAAGAUCGACUCUACGUCGCCUUACACGCCCGUGCAGGAGGGCCCACCAUGCCCGGGAAGGAAGAUACAUACCACUGGGCGCUACUCAUUGCACCGAAGAACGAAAUAAAAUCCAGCGUAUGCCUCCAUUACGAAGCCAAAGAGCGCCUGAAAGCAGAUGGCACCGGGGAGUGGUUCUUUGAAGAGUCGACGCGCUCUGUCGGUCCGACGAGUAUGCUGUUGGUGCGGAUCAUGGUAGCGAAAAUAACUGAUAAAGAACGAUUGAUGAGACUGCUGAGGGAGACGCCUGUCAAACAGAACACACCGGGCUGGAAUUGCGUGAAAUGGGUGAGGGAGGCGUUAGAUAGGGUACACGCGGAUGGCAAGGUGUUAGGGAGAUGUGUUUUGGAUUGGGCGAUCAUUCGGGAUGCAGCGAUGAGAUACUGUCAGGCGAAAAGAGAUGAGCAUCGAUUUGAUGGGAAAGGGUCGUUUGAUAUUGAGACUGUUCCGACAUUCGAUUUGAUUGAGGGUAGGGAAACUGCGGUCUAG
Messenger RNA from Aspergillus affinis, 540 nucleotides. RefSeq lists its product as uncharacterized. NCBI's taxonomy places the organism in Eukaryota, Fungi, Ascomycota, Eurotiomycetes, Eurotiales, Aspergillaceae. The transcript has 2 exons. The record is from RefSeq and is a predicted model, not a curated record. The coding region runs from base 1 to 540 and encodes 179 amino acids.